Molecule: messenger RNA, 1443 nt
Organism: Fusarium sp. VM40
Lineage: Eukaryota; Fungi; Ascomycota; Sordariomycetes; Hypocreales; Nectriaceae
Source: the annotation of a GenBank genome assembly
AUGGCUGCUGAAUUUGAAAAGCAAAUGCAACACUCGGGUUCUGGAGCCCACAACACGCCAGGCGACGACAUGGAGCUUGAAGGGGUGACUCAGAAGCCCAUUGGCGAUGGGAUCGUAAGCCAACGCAAUGAGAACACCACGGCUCAAUUCCCAUCACAGCCCGAGCAACGCAACUCAGGGGCAUACAACGCCCCAAAGGCCUAUAGCAAUCUUGACGAGAUGUCGCCUCACUCUCAGCUCGACGAGCUCUCUCCAAGGCCGACGCAGGACCAAUCAAGACGACAAAGCAACGUCGUCCGCCCUGAAACCCAUGUCGAAGAACCAGUGAGAAAGAUGGAGAGCACAUCCAAGCUCCUAACGGCGAUAUGCACACACUCGUAUCUUAUCUUCUUCGCCAUUCUGGGAACACUGGCGCGUGUAGGCUUGACGGCAUUGACGCGCUACAGUGGCACGCCUGUCAUUUUUAACACAUUAUGGGCGAAUUUCAGUGGAAGUCUUGCGAUGGGGUUUCUCGCCGAGGACCGAAAACUCUUUCUGAAUGAAUGGGGCACUGCGACCUACGAUCAAGCGAUCAAGCGCGCCGAGCAGAAGGACGGGGAUGAAGAGAACGGCUCUGGACUGAAUCAGGGGAAUAUAGAUUUGGCGGCAGCAAAAAAGGCUCACCUGGCGACGAAGAAGACGAUUCCACUGUACAUCGGACUCGCUACAGGGUUUUGCGGGAGUUUUACAACCUUUUCGAGUUUUAUCAAAGAUGUAUUUUUGGCUUUGUCCAACGAGUUAAAAACACCGGGUUGGCCAGAGUCACCUACGAGCCGCAAUGGAGGAUACUCCUUUAUGGCCAUGCUGGCAGUAAUUAUCACGACUCUUUCGUUGUCGUUAUCGGGUCUGUUCGUGGGGGGUCACCUAGCCAUCGGUCUCCAACGCGUCACCCCAUCGAUCCCCUUCUCACUAAGUCGACGAGUUCUCGAUCCCCUCGGCGUGCUCCUCGGCGUCGGCUGCUGGCUUGGGGCAGUCAUACUCGCCAUCUUCCCACCUCACGAUGCCUGGCGGGGCCAAACUCUCUUUGCUCUCGUUUUUGGGCCCCUCGGCUGUCUUUUACGCUUUUAUCUGUCACUCUAUCUCAAUGGAAAGAGGACAAGCUUUCCUGUUGGAACAUUCGUGGCAAAUGUAUUGGGCACGGUGGUUCUAGGCAUGUCGUGGGAUCUUGCGCAUGUACCUCUGGGCGGAGUCGUCGGUUGCCAGGUACUUGAGGGUAUCGAGGAUGGAUUCUGCGGAUGCUUGACCACUAUCUCGACAUUUGUUGCUGAACUUUCGAGUUUACGACGACGAAGCUCAUGGAUCUAUGGUACGACGAGUGUGGUUGUUUCUCUGGUAUUAAUGAUCGCAGUGAUGGGAGGACUGCGAUGGAGCGAGGGCUACAGCAAGCUCUUGUGUACAGUAUAA